CAAGUGUACCUUACCAGGGAUGUAACUGAACGUUUUUUUCUGCAGUGCUUUUCUACUGGGCGAUCCAAGAUGGCCAGGAACUGCUCCGAGUGCAAGGAGAAGAGGGCAGCCCACAUCCUCUGCACCUACUGCAACCGCUGGCUGUGCAGCUCCUGCACGGAGGAGCACCGGCACGGCCCGGCCCCGGGGGGCCAGCUCUUUCCCCGGGCCCAGAAGGGCCCGCCAGCAGGAGUGAGUGGUGGUUCUGGGGACUUCGCCUUGUACUGUCCUCUGCACACACAGGAAGUGCUCAAGCUGUUCUGUGAGACUUGUGAUGUUCUAACGUGCCAUAGCUGCCUCAUGGUGGAACACAAAGAACACAGGUGUAGACAUCUUGAAGAAGUUCUGCAAAACCAGAGGAUGCUUCUGGAAAGUGUCACUACACAGGUGGCCCAUAAGAAAUCUAGUCUACAGACAUCUGCAAAGCAAAUUGAGGACAGGAUUUUUGAAGUGAAGCAUCAACACAGGAAGGUGGAAAACCAGAUCAAAAUGGCCAAGAUGGUUCUGAUGAAUGAACUGAAUAAACAGGCCAAUGGGCUCAUAGAGGAGUUGGAGGGCAUUACUAAUGAGAGAAAGCGGAAGCUGGAGCAACAGCUACAGAGCAUCAUGGUUCUCAACCGUCAGUUUGAACAUGUGCAGAACUUUAUCAAUUGGGCUGUCUGCAGCAAAACCAGUGUCCCUUUCCUCUUCAGCAAAGAGCUGAUUGUGUUUCAGAUGCAGCGAUUGCUGGAGACAAACUGUAACACAGAUCCUGGUUCCCCUUGGAGUAUCAGAUUCACCUGGGAGCCUAACUUCUGGACCAAGCAACUGGCUUCCCUUGGUUGUAUAACUACUGAAGGUGGACAGCUGUCCCGGGCAGAGACUCCUGCCUAUGUAGGCUUACAGGGACCGCCAUCCUUUUAUCAAAGCCACCAGUCCCCAGUGGCACAGCAAGAAACUCUCAGCCACCCCUCACACAAGUUCCAGUCUCCAGCACUAUGUUCCUCAUCUGUGUGCUGCUCCCACUGCUCCCCAGUCUCACCCUCCCUCAAAGGCCAGGUCCCUCCACCCAGCAUACAUUCAGCUCACAACUUCAGGCAACCCUCUGAGAUGGCACCCCAACAGCUGGGGUCUCUGCAGUGCCCUACCCUGCUGCCCAGGGAGAAAGAGCUGGCUUGCAAUCCUCAGCCACCCAAGCUGAUGCAGCCCUGGCUGGAAACGCAGCCCCCCACGGAACAGGAGAACGUGUCCCAGCGACCGGGGCAGCAGCUGACUUCCCAGCCUGUGUGCAUCGUGCCCCCACAGGAUGUUCAGCAAGGAGCCCAUGCCCAGCCCCCCUUACAGACACCCUCAAUCCAAGUCCAGUUUGGCCACCACCAGAAGCUGAAGCUCAGCCACUUUCAGCAGCAGCCACAGCAGCAGCUGCCACCUCUGCCGCCUCCGCCUCCCCCAACCCAGCAGCCGCCGCCGCCACCUCUACCUCCGUCCCAGCACCUGGCUCCCAGUCAGCAUGGGAGCCCUCCUGGGCCUGCCUGCUCUCAGAACAUGGAUAUAAUGCACCACAAAUUUGAGCUGGAGGAGAUGCAGAAGGACCUGGAGCUUCUCCUUCAGGCCCAACAGCCCAGCCUGCAGCUGAAUCAGACCAAAUCUCCUCAGCACCUCCAGCAAACCAUUGUAGGGCAGAUCAACUACAUUGUGAGGCAGCCAGCACCCGUCCAGUCCCAGAGUCAGGAGGAUGCCGUGCAGGCUUCAGAUGAGCCCCCAGCAUCUGAAGGUCCAAAGCCGGCUCUCCCUCUUGACAAGAAUACUGCUGCUAACUUGCCCCAGGUGUCCGGGGAAGAAACCCCUCCCAGUGUCCCCCCACUGGGCAGCACCAUCCAGCACUCUUCUCCGAAUGUGGUGAGAAAGCACUCCACUUCGGUGAGCAUCAUGGGCUUUUCCAACACACUGGAGAUGGAGCUGUCAUCUACCAGGCUGGCAAGGACCCUAGAGCCACAGAUCCAGAGUGUGAGCAGCCUGCCUGCAGCCCCUUCCCAUAUCAUACCAAACCUGCUGAGCGGCACCCCCACAACUAUGUCAAGCCUGAUGAGCAGUCAAAACCAGGCAGUGCCCAGCCUGACAGUCAGUCAUCUACAGACCAUACCCAGCCUUGUGCGUGGCACACCUCAGUCCGUGCCCAGCCUGAUGAGUGAUUCCUCCCAGGCCCUCACAAACCUAGCAAGUGAUCACUCGCAGGCCAGGCCCAAUCUGAUGUCUGGUCCCACCCACGCUAUGCCAAGUCUGGUGACUUGUCCUCUGCAGAGCAUGCCUCCAGCUUCUGAUGUGCAACCGGAAACUAGAUCUAGCUGCAGUCCUGGCUCUGGGCAAGCUGUGGGGAGUCUGUGUCCUGGAGAUGGGGCUGACCCCUCUCUUGGGAAUGCCCUGUGUAAGAUGAAAAGUGAGGAUUCUACCCGAUUUACGGACUCUCUGGGACAAGACUCCACAACCCCUGCUCUGGAUGCUUCCAAGGAUUUGGCUAUCCCUUCAGAACUGGAGGAGCCAAUUAACCUCUCUGUGAAGAAACCCCCACUGGUCCCAGUGGUCAACACAUCCAUGGCUCUGCAGCAGUACCAGAACCCAAAAGAGUAUGAGAAUUUUAAACAAGGAGCCCCGGAACUGGAUGCAAAAAAGAACAAGAAUAUCAGGCCCUUCAAUAGCGAGCCCAAGAUUCCCUAUGUGCGACUGGAGCGGCUCAAGAUCUGUGCUGCCUCCUCGGGAGAGAUGCCUGUGUUCAAGUUGAAGCCCCAGAAGAAUGAGCAGGAUGGGAGCUUCCUGCUGAUCAUCGAGUGUGGCACUGAGUCCUCCAGCAUGUCUAUUAAGGUCAGCCAGAACAACAUGCCUGAUGCCAUCCAGGCCCCAAGUCUGGGGGGAAGAAAGGUCACUGUCACUUCUCUGGCGGGGCAGCAGCCACCAGAAGGUGAGGGUACAUCUCCUGAAGAACAAAGACUCAUUCCUCGGACCCCUGGAGCCAAGAAGGGGCCCCCAGUACCAAUAGAGAAUGAGGACUUCUGCGCUGUGUGCCUCAACGGGGGAGAGUUGCUGUGCUGUGACCGCUGCCCCAAAGUGUUCCACCUUUCCUGCCACUUGCCAGCCCUGCUCAGCUUCCCUGGCGGAGAUUGGGUGUGUACCUUGUGCCGCAGCCUGACCCAGCCGGAGAUGGAGUACGACUGUGAGAAUGCCCGCUAUAACCAGCCUGGAAUGCGGGCCACUCCUGGCCUGAGCAUCUAUGACCAAAAGAAGUGUGAAAAGCUGGUAUUGUCCUUGUGCUGCAAUAGCCUCAGCCUGCCCUUCCACGAACCUGUCAGCCCACUGGCUAGGCAUUACUACCAGAUUAUCAAGAGGCCCAUGGACCUGUCGAUCAUUCGGAGGAAGCUACAGAAGAAGGACCCAGCUCACUAUACCACCCCAGAAGAGGUGGUGUCAGACGUCCGCCUCAUGUUCUGGAACUGUGCGAAGUUCAAUUAUCCCGACUCAGAGGUUGCAGAGGCUGGCCGCUGCCUGGAAGUGUUCUUCGAGGGCUGGUUGAAGGAGAUCUACCCGGAGAAACGGUUUGCCCAGCCAAGACAGGAGGACUCAGACUCUGAGGAGGUGGCAAGUGAGAGUGGAUAUUCCACUCCGCAGGGCUUCCCAUGGCCCCCCUAUGUGCAGGAGGGCAUCCAACCCAAGAGGCGGCGGCGACAUAUGGAGAAUGAAAGAGCAAAAAGAAUGUCAUUCCGCCUGGCCAGCAGCAUCUCCCAGGUGUGAGAGCUGGCAGUACAGUGAAUGCUCUGGCAGCUGACACCCCGACCCAUUGACCACUCCUCCCCACCUUUCAGCUCAUUCUCUUCAGAUCGUGGAUGUGAGACGAGUCUUGUCGAGCUGUGUAGUGCUCUUCUUUGCCGUUUGCAUCUUACAACAUUCAUUUGGGAGCCAUAGUGCAUCCACUACAGAGAAGAUUUCAGUAAUAAACAGCAAAGAAGGAGGUUUUAGUCCCUAUUACCAGAAAAAUCAGAUGUGUGGGAUCCACUUGACAAGACCAAGCCUGGUCAGGCUUGGGAGGACUUAACUUCCUUGGUGACUGCUCUCUGCUGAGGAAAGCAGACUUUUCUCACCUUUCAGUGUGCGGGGCUCAGGAGCAAUGUAUCUGUCUGAAGUCCUCCUGGGCCCAGAAGAGGGUAAGAGAAGGGAGAGAGGUUCUGACAUAGGGCAGGCCUGUGAUCUCUGGCCCAACACAGCCAAAGACUGUCACUGUUUGCCUUUGCUUGGCCUGCCAGGACAGGAAGCUGCCCUGGGCAGGGUGAUGGAGGCUUCCAGAGGCCAUGGGUCUCAACUGGUGCCUAUUUGGGUUCUAACGGUUUUCAGGGUAUUUGUUUCUCAUGCUCCCUGUCUCAAUGUUGACUUACGUGGCUGCUGUGAAAGUGUCUGGGUGGUAUGGAUGGCAUUCUUGAUGGGGCCGGGUGGCUGUGCAGGGACCACUGACAGCUUCAGGCUCAGACUUCCCUUGCAGGCCUAGGAGAUGUCAACCUCAGAGCCUGUCCUCUGUGCCACAUCCUUUGGGUUAGUAACUCUUCUUUAGUGUCAGAACCUGCCUUCCUAGAAGUGAUUGUCAGUGUCCAUUCCUUCAUUUUCUCCACUCAGAGGUCUGGAGCCUGAGCUCUGCUUGGGUAAACCUGAGAGUUGGGCUGGGCAAAGAGAGUGACCCAGAACUGGUUCACUGUGCUCAGCUUCUCCUCCAUGGUAGAGAUCCUCAGCCUCUCCACAUUCACAGAGCCAAAGAUCAGAAGUGAAUUCUCUGACUUGCUCACCCCCAGGCUCUCUGCAGCCCCCCAAAAGCCAGACUCUGCUGGCAGCCCUUUUCUGCUGGAGGUUGGAGAAGGCCAAAGGCACUGCCAGGAGCCCAUGUAACCCUUCAUGGGGGAAGCUCUGUCUCAGGUGGAGAAGGGGAAAAUUGAAAUGUGAGAAGCCAGUGUCCUUCAGUGACUGUGAAGCAACUUCAGGACAUCACUUCUCUGAGAAUGCAGAAGGAAAUGUUCUGGAAGCCACGGGAACAGGAAUUCCAGACUCUAUCUCAGAUGGAGAUGAAUCUUCGUGGUCUGUGCGGGGUGUUUGGGGAAGGUUGCACCGCCCCCCCCCCACUGGGGGUCAGGAUACUUCCUCAGCCAGGACUUGAUUGAGAAGGACCCUAUUGCUGAUGGUACUGGGGGAGCUGCAGACCUGGGCUUCAGUGGGCUGGCCCAGAGACACCGCUUUCUCUAGUCUGGUCACGGCUUGGCUAAUUCCAAGGGAGUCUUAGGCCAUGGCUUUAUUUUUGAUAAGAUGAAGUUUAAGGAAACUGUUGUUUGUAGGGCCUUUGUUAAGGGGAACAUUCUGCUCAGAGAAAUCUCUGCUUUCCUUGUCAGUUGGUGGUGCUGCUCAUUUCCUUUGCCACCCAGGCUGGGAGGCUGUCCUCGGCCGGCCAUUCUUUCACCAGCACCUGCCAGGCUCUCCUGCGCAGUCAGGCUUCCAUAAUCCCGUUUCCCAGUUUGGGGUAACUAAGUCUUUUGUGCUCCACUAGCCAGGCCCUCUUUAGACCUAGCCCUGUGCUCUGUGGGGCUCACAUGACUCUCUGGCUUGGGCUCUGGCCACUUUCCUUUCAAUGUUUGAAUUGUUUUCUCUGUUUAGUUGACUUGGCAAGGUUCCCUCUAUAAUGAAUGAAUUCAUGCUCUAGGUCAUCUUUCCUUUAUUGUGGCCCCACUCCCACCUCCCCUGAGUGAGAAUCAUGGUGCUUUGUGUCAGACAGUCAGGUGAGGGCUAUGCCAGUCUCAGCCUGACUGAGAUGCUUCCACAGGACCAGCCGGAGACCACAAAUGUGAAGCAGAAAUGUGGGGCUCAAUGCGUAGCUCCCCUCCUAUUAGUGAAGCUCCCAGCUGGGUAGAGCCUGCUGGGCCAGGGAAUUUUAGGAACCUAGUAGAGAGUCACGUAUUCCUUUCCUAUCACAGAGACCCUGCAUGCUGAGAGGCCCACUUUUGGCACCUGAGCAGACAUAGGGUAUCCUCCCUGCAAGGCCCUGGCCUGCCACACCACCCCUGCCCUGCUUACCCCACACCACUGCCCUCUCCCAGGUUUUCCUUGUGUACUCAGCACCAAUGUUUUGUGUCAUGGUUUUGUUUUGUUUUGCAUGCAGAAAACAGGACAUGACUUUUUAGAAAUUAAAAAAAAAAAGCUGCUAGCUGAGUGACUGACUUUAGUGGCUCUUCACUAACAUCAGAGCUGAUCCUGCUUUUGACUCCCAUAAUGGCCCCUUUUGAAGUCAGGCCAGUCCUUAGCUCUUGAUAAAGUCAUGAAAUGGAAAUACAGCGAGUCCAAGGCCUCACAGUACAGAAGGCAGUCCUGGAAAAGUUGGGCUCCUUGGACGUGCAGAGAAACAGGAGAGCCGGGCGGCUUUUGGGGGAGGCUGAGGGGAUUUUAGUGUACACAUUGCUGCAGGAUGAAUGGCAGUAUCCUCUUCCAGGACAUGGGCAGGCUGGCCCUCCCUGACUCCUAAUGGUUGGCAACUAUGCCCUCUGCAGGUCCCCCUCCCACAGUGGCAGCUGCCGGGCCCUCUGUGGGCUCUGCGCCAGGCAGGCCUCGCCGUCAGAUUCUGUGUGUUCUGGCUCCUGUGCCCAUUUCUGGUGACAAGUCUUUGCCUUGCUCCUAAGACCUAACCCCCCAACCCCCUUAUUUGUUCCUGGCCUCCGCUCUGCUCCCUCUCUCACUCCAGGAUGUCACGGGUAGUCUUCCCUUCUGAACUCUUAACUUCUCCUGGAUCCAAGUCCCCUGUGCGGCGUCCUCUCCCGCUCCCUCCCUGCUGCUUAUUUGAAUGACUGCUCUUUUAGUGCAGCUCCCUAACCUUCUCUCUCUGUUCUCCCAGUCUUUCAGCUUUCUCCCGGGCUUCUUCCUCUCCCUACUUGAACCUGUAGCCCAUCACACACUGACCUUUUUAUCAGCAUCUUGAACUUUCUUAUCCUCUACAACUCAAAACUUCCCCUGAACCUGCCAACCAUUCUUGGUGUCCUGCAUCAGUUAUUUUCUGCUGUCUUCCUGGGUUGCUAAACAUUACAGGCUCACAGUUGACACCCUCUGUAGGGCUGUCAGCAUUGAUUGGGAUAUCUCUGACGUGUGAUUUUGUUGCUCUCUGUCCAUGCCCUUCAUCUUUGCUUUCUGCAAACAACUGACCUCACUGCCUACUCACAGAAAAGCCCCUAAAGCAAGAACCUCCUUGCCCAUUUGCUCCUCUCUCCUUCCCAUCUGUCUGUGUCUACAUCCCUCCUCAGGUCCUUCCCUCUUGCUCCUGUUUGGUGCUGUUUCUUGAAUUCUGCUGUAUGGCCUCCAAGACCUCUGCCCCUCAUCCCACUGUCCAACUUGCUGGGGUCUUAACUUCCUCUCCACUGGCUGCUCCACAUAGCCUACAAACAAGUAAAGGUUUCCCCAAGACUAAAACAAAACUUCUUAGAGUCUGUUGCCCCUUACACAUUUUCCUUAUUAGCCAAGUUUUUUAAAAAAAGAAUUUUUUCCACUAAUUCUUCUCAAUCACUCUUCAACCUUACAACUUUUCAUAAAAGUUACCAGUGACCACCCCAUUGCGAAAUUGAAAGAAGACCUUUCAGUCCUCAGCUGCCUGGAACUCUCCACAGCAUUUCAAACCAUCUCCACUUCCUCUUUGAAACAGCCCCUUCACAUGGCUUUUUUGACACCAUAGGUCUCUGGAUUAUUCUCUUACCUGUCAGCCACACAGGCUGAGCAUUUUUUGAAAUCUUGACGAGCGAACACAUCCAUAGCUUUUUGUGAUCUCUCUUCUUCAGGAGUUGGGCAGUCAGGAGGAAGCACAGCUGCUCUGCUCCCCACCUCUGAGUUUCCUGUUUUCCUUGAAUCCAUUUCUUCUCCUGGACUCAGUUCUCCCCAUGCCAGUCAUGUUUAUGAACUCUCGAGGAAGGACAGCAUCUGUGAGCCCUUCCCUCUGUCUUUCCCAGUUCAGCAUGGAGAUAGGUUUUAGCUGUGGUCACCAAGAGGUCCCAUCUAAAUCAGCCCAUGAAAGUGAAUUGAGUCUUACCAAGAAGCAGUUUGGUAAAUGGGAUUCCUAGGCUGAAGGGCAGCUCAUUACCACGAUCCCCAUGUCAAUUAGAGUAAAACAUGUUGCUGUGCAUGGUUCAGUGAGCUCUGACCCAGGAGGUGGAUCCUGGCAGGGGUGAGUGUCUGCCACUGGGAACAUUCUAGUGGAGGGAAAACAGAAGUUCUGUGAUUCAUCACUUGCUUGGGGCUCCGCCAAGGUCAUUGUGGCCUCCUUUAGCCAGGUCUUUCCCAUCUGUGUUGAUCAUCACCACCUGCUUGCUCCAGUUGUUCCUAGAGCUGGAGGUACAGGUUGGUUGUUUUCUUGGAGGUGGGGAAAUGUAGUAGAAACUUAUGUGAUUUGAGAUGCUGAACACCUAAAGUUCACCUCUGCCAGUUAUGAGCUAUGUGACCUUGGGUAAAGUUUCCCCUUCUAUAGAGUUGGUUGUGGAGGAGGGUUGAAAACAGUAAUCUCUCAGAGGCUUUAUAGCUGGAAAGAUGGUGAUGGUGAUUCUAACUCUAAAGCUCAGGCCACACAGGGAGCAAGGGAGUGUUAGGGAAUCUUGGCCAAGACAGGACAAAGGGACUCACAGGCCAAACUGAGAUGCUUUGAGGAAAGCAGCUUUGAGCUACUUCUUGAGCCAUAUGCCCAUUCCUCAAGCUGCAUCCCUUUCUUGGAUAUCUAGGGUGAGUUCCUCUUAGGCCUUUUUCAGAAGUGGCCAUUGGAUCCAAAGUGGUUGGGGACAGGAGGGAGGAAUAUUGUAGAGGGAAGUGUCACUGAUCUUAAAAGGACCUACACAUUCAAGAACAAAUUAAAAAAUAGCACUUUUCUUUACCAA
Messenger RNA from Suricata suricatta (meerkat), 8939 nucleotides. RefSeq names its product tripartite motif containing 66 (gene TRIM66). The record is from RefSeq and is a predicted model, not a curated record. The coding region runs from base 70 to 3801 and encodes 1243 amino acids. The transcript is spliced from 19 exons. NCBI's taxonomy places the organism in Eukaryota, Metazoa, Chordata, Mammalia, Carnivora, Herpestidae. Gene Ontology annotation, molecular function: protein binding; zinc ion binding.